AUGUGGAAACACUGCAGUCUAGUGGCGGGAUGCCGUCACUUCGCGGCUCCGCUCAAGGGGAAGAAAGUUGGCUUCAGUGACUGUGUUUCAAGUCAGCAAUUCUGCCAACACUUGGACACCCAGAAAAUCCUGCAGCGACAGAGCAGGCAGACAAGAGAGAAGGGGAGAGGAGAGAAGAGAGUCACAGGGAGCUCAGCGAACACAGAAACCUCACAGAUGAAACCGUCAGAUUUUGACUAUCUGAAAGUUAUCGGCAAAGGCAGCUUUGGAAAGGUGCUGCUGGCAAGGCAUCAAGAUGGAGGUUACUAUGCUGUCAAAGUGCUGCAGAAACAGAUGAUUGUCAAGAGGAACGAGCAGAGGCAUGUGAUGGUUGAGAGAAGCGUGCUGCUGAAGGGACUACAACAUCCAUUCCUGGUGGGGCUACACUUUUCUUUCCAGACACUGAACACACUCUACUUCGUCCUGGACUAUGUUAAUGGAGGGGAGCUUUUCUACCACCUUCAGAGGGAGGGUUCAUUUCCUGAACCGAGGGCUGCUUUCUACGCUGCAGAGAUGGCCAUGGCACUGGACUACCUCCACUCUCUCGACAUUGUUUACAGGGACCUCAAACCAGAGAACAUCUUGCUUGACAAUGAGGGUCAUGUGAUGCUGACUGACUUUGGGCUUUGUAAAGAAGGUGUGGCAGUAGGUGGGAUCAUGCAUACAUUCUGUGGGACUCCUGAGUACCUCGCUCCAGAGGUGCUACAAGGCUUCCCAUACAGUCCAGCAGUGGAUUGGUGGGGCCUCGGCACUGUGCUGUUUGAAUAUGGACUGCCUCCGUUUUACAGCCAUUGCAAAGCAGAGAUGUUUGAGAACAUACUUCACGCUCCACUGCAGGUGCGCAGUGGAGGUUAUCAGGCCUCACUGUUAAAGGGGUUGCUGGAAAGAGACGUCUCCAAACGCUUAGAGGGAAGCAGUGACCUUGCGGAGCUGCAGGAACAUCCCUUCUUUGCAUCCAUCGAGUGGGACGACCUGCUGGCCAGGAAAGUGAGACCUCCCUUCAUCCCAAAAGUGGCCGGCCCCUGUGAUUUAAGCUACAUCGACCCUGAGUUCACUCUCCAACCUGUCCCUGCCUCUGUGAAUAAGUGCCAGGCGUCUGGGACCAACGAGGCCUUCCCAGGAUUCUCCUUCAUGAACCCAGUGGAGUACGUGGCAGCAAAGCCGGGUUCAUAACAACGUAAAAUCUUCUGGGAACGUGUCAAAUAUUUAUUUUUUAUGUCAUACAUUAUUAAAUCAAAUUCUAUUUUUAAACACUUACA
This is a messenger RNA of Gymnodraco acuticeps, 1298 nucleotides long. It is a transcript of the gene sgk2b, whose product is annotated as serum/glucocorticoid regulated kinase 2b. Gene Ontology annotation, molecular function: protein serine/threonine kinase activity; ATP binding. NCBI's taxonomy places the organism in Eukaryota, Metazoa, Chordata, Actinopteri, Perciformes, Bathydraconidae. Gene Ontology annotation, biological process: protein phosphorylation. The record is from RefSeq and is a predicted model, not a curated record.